CAUCAAGACUGCGCUGCCAGCUGAUUUUCACUAUUUCAGACUUGAAAUUUAGUUAUUCUGAUCUGGUGAACAAGCUAAUAAGUGUUUCAUGGAUACCAAUGACGAUUUACAUCUCUCUAUCCCAUUGGACCCCCUCAAAGACUCCUUCAGCUGCCCGAUAUGCAUGUGCCUGUUUCACAUGACGACCCUCACGCUGUGUGGACACCGUUACUGCGAAGGAUGCAUUCUAGAGUGGAUUGAUAGGAAGCGCAGAUGCCCAUGUUGCAAUGCCCCCGUGAGGAUCGCGGACCUGAUUCGUGAUACGGGAUUUGACGCUUUGAUCCAGAUAGUCGUACAGCAGAAGAACAAAGCAGAGGAUGCGUAUUUCUCAGACCUCAUCAAAAAGUGUAAAGCACCUGUCUCAGAUAUGGCUGAACCCAUUGCCAGUGACCAACCAACGAGUACAACUCCUGACGAAGCAGAACCGGGAACAUCAAAUGAGGCAGAGAAGAAGCCAGCUAAAAGUGCAGAACUAUCACCCGUGGAAAGGAUACUGCAUAAAUACAUCAGAGUUGGGAUUGUUGAACAUGAGCGCUAUUACCGCAACCUCAAGGGUCAGUUUCAGAAACAUUUUGACCAUGCUGUGGAGCAGAUUGAGAACCUGAAAGACAAAGAUGAUGAAGCAAGUGAAGCAGAAAGAAAGUCAUGGAUACAGAAGAAACGUACACUCUCCUCCGAAUUCCAGAAAUGUACGAAGCUGUUAGCGACCACAUACGACAGAUAUCUAAAGGAACAUCUCCCAACUCUAAGCACUAUUCCUGUCACUGUAUUUUUUAGACUGUUUGGCAAAGAUAUCGUUGUUGGGGAAUUGGUGUUGCAGCCCCAUUCGAGCAUGGCUCAAAUCAAAGAGAUGUUGUUUCUUCGAAUCAGAGAGAGACAGGACAGGGUUGCCGUGUAUAGAGAACCUAAUGUCCAUUACCUUCUUAUCAGGCCAUAUGGUAAAGAGCACAUCGUUGUAGAUGAGGCUCUCAUAUUCACUCUCCUCGCCCAAGAUAACCCCUAUAAUACGGAUCAGAAUGAACUGGUUACCUUGUUACACAGCGAAUCCAUCCCUGUCUUAGAAUAUGGCAUCCAACCAGGAUGUGAUAUCGUCAUCUUUGGAGAGGUCAAACUGAGAAGCGAGCUACCAAGACCGUGUUUCACAGCCUUGUUUGAAGAAGGAGAAGAGAAGAUGGAUUACUUCACUUGCAAGGAUUGUUCAUUUAACUGGGUAUGUCGGUCAUGCCGGGAUCAUUGCCACAAAGAUCACGAGACAACUCCAUACGUUAUGGGACAUCAACCAACAUGGGCCUGUUGCUACUGUCCAAGAAAAAAGAAGUGUUUAUUAAGAGACCCAGGCUUGUGAAAAUCUGAAGGAGUACUGCAGGCAGGUUUUUUUCCAAUUGCCAACUUGUCUACUAUCAUUUGGUCUACCAUCAGUUCGUCCAAUAUCCACAUGGUCUUC
This is a messenger RNA of Lytechinus variegatus (green sea urchin), 1483 nucleotides long. RefSeq lists its product as uncharacterized. The record is from RefSeq and is a predicted model, not a curated record. Gene Ontology annotation, biological process: protein monoubiquitination; DNA damage tolerance. The transcript has 13 exons. Gene Ontology annotation, molecular function: ubiquitin protein ligase activity; single-stranded DNA binding. The coding region runs from base 89 to 1384 and encodes 431 amino acids. NCBI's taxonomy places the organism in Eukaryota, Metazoa, Echinodermata, Echinoidea, Temnopleuroida, Toxopneustidae.